UGGAAGGAUCGAGGCACCGGGGAAGAAGGCUUGGGAAGCACAGCCUUGGACCCAACUCUGAAGAGCCAGAGGAAUGAGGACCAGCGGGCACCAGGGAGGUCGACCUGGGUCAGCACUCAGAUGAGCUCGAAGGGAGGGCCAGAGGGAGGACAGAGGCACUCACAGGCAGGCCAGGUGGCUUGGCUGCCAUCCCGGGCUCAGCCUUCCCUGCUGCUAAUCUCGGACCUCCCCGCCGGGACAAGCAGACCCCAUCAGGAAGGAAACAGACAGGGAGGAUCUCAUGACACACCUGCCACGGCUCCACCUGUCUCGCAGCUCACCACACCCAACACUCGGAGCCCAGUGGAUUUGCAAAAGAGAAAGUAAAACACACACACAUGUAAUAACCAACCCCGUGCAUUUCCUGGCAUCGGCUGACUGUUUGGUCAAGAGCUUCCUCCCUCUUCGUGUACCUGCUGGAUACUCCUAACAUCCUUCAGCUGCUGCCGGCUAGGAGGCCGAUCACAAGCUCAGCCCUGGGGCACAACCCCCACUCCCACCCCCAGGAAAAGCAUCGAAGCAUCCGAGGAGGCCAGCGCCGAGAUCUGUUGGCCCUGAGCCCGGUGGCCACCCGCUGCCAGCUCAAAGUCACCUUUGCUCCACCACCCACCGGCCACUGGCUAACCAGAGCCAGCCCAGAACCCCCUCCAGCUUGGCUCGGCAGGAACCAGGAACCGGGCCCUAUUGGGCAAUCAUUAAUAGGAUUCUUGACAUUCUUCAGCCGCGGGUCUGCUUUGGGAAGCAUGCUCCCCGGAAGAGGAGGAGCGGAGGCCCAGGACUGGCAUUUGGACAUGCAGCUGGCAGGCAAGGUGGUGCUGUCCGCCGCUGUCCUGCUCCUGCUGACCAUAGCCUACAGGCUGUACAAGUCGAGGCCUGCCCAGGCCCCGCCGCGGGGCAGAAACACCAAGGCCGAGGCCAAGGAGGAGGCCCAGGGCUCCGGGCAGCCUGCAGCCCAGGGAGCUGCUCCCGGGGCACCGCACGGUGCACUGAGACGCCGGAGGGGAAGCCAGGGAGCCAGAGCAGCGCCGGGCUGCGGCUGCGAGAAGCAGGGGGACUCCCGAGUCCCAGCAACAGGACCUUCUCCUGAAGACUCAGAGGCCCAAGAGGCUCAGGAGCCCGAGAAGGACGGCGCUGGUGAGGAAGGGGGUGGGCAGUGCCCAGACUCUGGGCUGGCACCUCCUCGCUGCAGUGGCCUGGGGGUCGGAACAGCUGCUGGCGGUAAGCCUGAGCCGCCCCGGCACCCCCAUUUGGGCCGCGAAUCCCAAAGCUCCCCCGCAGCAGACAGCAGCCGUGCGAGUGGCGAGUCUGCCCCUUGGCAGGACGGCGGCCCCCCCGGGCAGCUGGGACCCGGGCAGCAGGACCCCGCCCCUACCAACUGGGCAGCCCACAUGGAAGGCAAGAGUGACAUGAGCAAGAGUUGGAUCUUCACCCGCAGGGAAGAGGCCGGGGCCCUCCGGGCCGCCGGGGACCUGGGCCUGAUCCUGCAUCAGCGCGAGGGGGCCACCAGCGCCUCCUACACCUACUGGUCAGUGACCCGGGUGCGUGUGGAGGAGGAGGUGGAGGGGAUCGGGCCCAGGCUGAAGGGCAAGGUAUAUGAUUACUAUGUGGAAUCCACCUCCCGGGCCAGCUCCAAGGGCAGGCUGACCCCCAGAUCGGCUGCCAGGACUGAGGCCCCACCCCCUGUGCCCCUGCCAGGCCCCUUGGAGACAGGGACGGCGUCAGGAGGCCACGCCGAUGACCGGGAAGGUGGAGCCCACACACCCACCACCCCCCAGCCUGCGCCGUCACCCUCCACGCAAGGCUUCAGCAGGAAGGACAGCCUGCUCCAGAUCACGGAGAACCCGGAGCUCCAGCUGCAGCUCGAUGGCUUCGGGGCCACCAGGCCCUCCUGCCCAGAUGGGAGCAACCGGCCCGGCUGCCCCCUGCCCCCCGCGUCUCUCGGGGCCGGCUCGGCCGGAAGCAGCAGGGAGCCCUGCGUGCAGCUCGUGGCGGGGACCAAUUUCUUCCACCUGCCGCUGGCCCCUGGCUCGGCUCCGGAUGUGCACCUGGAUCUGGGCAACUGCUACCAGGUACUGACCUUGGCCAAGAGGCAGAAGCUGGAGGCGCUGAAGGAGGCGGCCUACAAGGUGAUGAGCGACAACUAUCUCCAGGUCCUGCGCAGCCCGGACAUCUACGGCUGCCUGAGCGGGACGGAGCGGGAGCUGAUCCUCCAGCGGCGGCUACGUGGCCGCAGGCACCUGGUGGUGGCCGAUGUGUGCCCCCCGGGGGACUCGGGCCGUCUCUGCUGCUACGAUGAGGAGCGGGACGUCUGGUGCCCACUGGCCUGCCUGCCCCCCGAGGCUGUGUCCCGGGGCUGUGCCCUCUGCAGUCUCUUCAACUAUCUCUUCGUGGUGUCCGGCUGCCAGGGGUCUGGGCCCCAGCCCUCCAACCGCGUCUUCUGCUACAACCCGCUGACGGGGAUCUGGAGCGAGGUGUGCCCGCUGAACCAGGCCCGGCCGCACUGCCGGCUGGUGGCCCUGGACGGCCGCCUGUACGCCAUCGGGGGCGAGUGUCUGAACACGGUGGAAUGCUACGACCCCCGCCAGGAUCGCUGGACCUUUGUCCCACCGCUCCCCAACGACACCUUCGCGCUGGCACACACGGCCACAGCCUGCGCCGGUGACAUCUUCGUCACGGGCGGGACCCUGCGCUACCUGCUGCUGCGCUUCUCGGCCCGGGAGCAGCGCUGGCAGGCAGGCCCCACGGGCGGCGGCAAGGACCGCACGGCCGAGAUGGUGGCGGUCAACGGCUUUCUCUACCGUUUUGACCUCAACCGCAGCCUGGGCAUCAGCGUGUACCGCUGCAGCGCCAGCGCCCGCCUCUGGUACGAGUGCGCCACGUACCGGACGCCCUACCCCGACGCCUUCCAGUGCGCGGUGGUGGGCGACCUCGUGUACUGUGUGGGGCGCCAGCGCACGCUCUGCUUCCUGGCCGACCACAUCUCGCCCAGGUUCCUGCCCAAGGAGCUGCAGAGCUUCCCCUCCCCGCGGGGCACCCUCCUGCCCGCCGUCCUGACCGUGCCCGGCCCCAAUGUGCCGCAGACCAGGGUCUAGCCACCCUCCUGCC
Messenger RNA from Nyctereutes procyonoides (raccoon dog), 3144 nucleotides. It is a transcript of the gene KLHDC7A, whose product is annotated as kelch domain containing 7A. NCBI's taxonomy places the organism in Eukaryota, Metazoa, Chordata, Mammalia, Carnivora, Canidae. The coding region runs from base 783 to 3131 and encodes 782 amino acids. The record is from RefSeq and is a predicted model, not a curated record. Gene Ontology annotation, molecular function: protein binding. The transcript is spliced from 2 exons.